Messenger RNA from Wallemia ichthyophaga EXF-994, 1791 nucleotides. Its product is annotated as putative ATP-dependent RNA helicase DDX41. The transcript is spliced from 11 exons. Gene Ontology annotation, molecular function: RNA helicase activity; RNA binding; zinc ion binding. The coding region runs from base 1 to 1791 and encodes 596 amino acids. Gene Ontology annotation, cellular component: spliceosomal complex. The record is from RefSeq and is a predicted model, not a curated record. NCBI's taxonomy places the organism in Eukaryota, Fungi, Basidiomycota, Wallemiomycetes, Wallemiales, Wallemiaceae. Gene Ontology annotation, biological process: mRNA splicing, via spliceosome.
AUGGCCUCAGAUAACGAUGACGACGAUAUCGGCUUUGAUAUAUCAGAUGAUGAAAUCUACGUGCCGGUAGCUCAGAGACGAGCGGCGCUAUUCAACAAGCAGAAAACCAACACCAAAGGUGAACCGGGUCCUGUGGCUGUGUCUGUGACAGCGACUGCUCCAGCGUCUCAAUCUCUCCCCGAAGAAGUAAAGACGCAGAGCAGCAAGACGUUGCUUGAAGAGGCGCAGCACGUGAUUACCGAGAAGGCUGAGCAAGACUCUCACAAGUCCGAUGCUCAGCGAAGAGAAGAAGAAGACGCAGACAUUGUAUCAGCGCACGCUAAGCAGCAGCGCAAAUUACUUUCUGCCGGUGAACUAGCACAUGGCGUGUCGUAUUCUAAGAGACUCGAAACUACUUGGACACCCCCGCAUUACAUCAGACAGCGGUCAAUGGAGGAAAACGUGCAUGUGUGGCGCAGAAACCAUAUUAUCGUAGAUGGUAAUGAACUCCCUCCUCCUGUUGAAGAAUUUGAGGACAUGAAAUUGCCAAACGGUAUUCUCAAGUAUCUUUACAAUAAGGGUAUUCAUUCACCAACGCCUAUCCAAAUGCAAGGUAUUCCUACUGCAUUCUCAGGUAGAGAUAUGAUAGGAAUCGCAUUUACAGGGUCCGGAAAGACGCUGUCUUUCUCACUGCCGCUGUUGAUGUUUGCGUUAGAGGAAGAGACCAAGCUGAGUUUUGGUAGGGGUGAGGGACCUGUUGGUAUGAUAGUGUGUCCGUCUCGUGAGCUUGCCAGACAGACCCAUGACGGUCUACUGCAGUUGAGCGAGGCGCUGCAGGACGACGGUUAUCCGGAGAUACGAAGUCUGUUGUGCAUUGGUGGUAUUAGCAUGGCAGAGCAGAAUGAGGUGCUACAGAAAGGUUAUCACGCUAUUGUUGCAACACCGGGAAGGCUGAUGGAUAUGCUCGAGAGAGGCAAGGUGAUGCUUUCGAGUUGCAAGUACCUGUGCCUUGACGAGGCUGACAGAAUGAUCGAUAUGGGAUUCGAAGAGGAUGUUAGGACUAUCAUGUCGUAUUUCAAACACCAGAGACAAACUCUGCUCUUCUCGGCUACGAUGCCAAAAAAAAUACAGGACUUCGCUUGGCAAUCCCUCGUAGAACCUGUUGUAGUUAAUGUCGGACGUGCUGGUGCGGCCAAUUCGGAUGUAGUACAAGAAGUUGAAUAUAUUGAGCCAGAGGCGAGAAUGUUAUACCUACUCGAAUGCCUCCAAAAGACACCACCUCCAGUGUUGAUAUUUAGUGAUAUCAAGAAUGACGUAGAUGAGAUCCAAGAGUAUUUGUUAUUGAAAGGGGUCGAAGCUGUUGCGAUACAUGGGUCCAAGUCUCAAGAAGAGCGUGAGUAUGCUAUCAAGUCGUUCAAAUCAGGAAGAAAGGAUGUUAUGGUCGCGUCAGGUGUGGCAUCCAAGGGAUUGGACUUUAGUGAAAUACAGCAUGUUAUCAAUUUCACCAUGCCCAAGGAGAUUGAAGACUACGUUCACCAGAUAGGUAGAACAGGCCGAAGCGGGAAUCGAGGAGUGGCGACUACAUUUGUCAACCAGAAUGUUCAGCAGCAAACAUUACUCGAUUUGAAGUAUCUCCUUAGAGAAGCUAAGCAGAAGGUACCACAAUUCCUCAAAGACAUAGAAGAUCCAUUUGAGGGAAAACCAUCUGGAUGUCCAAUAUGCGGUGGACUUGGACACAGCGCAGCCAAUUGCCCUAAGCUUGAAGAUGUACAGAGACGGAUACCGAGAGAGAGUGACGCUGGGGGCUAUUGA